Molecule: messenger RNA, 531 nt
Organism: Haemonchus placei
Lineage: Eukaryota; Metazoa; Nematoda; Chromadorea; Rhabditida; Trichostrongylidae
Source: the annotation of a GenBank genome assembly
AUGAAUCUCUACACAAAAGCUGGUGGCCUUUUUGGCACACACGUUACGUGGAGUGACAUUGAAGGAGACAUGCAACGCGAACUGAACACCACCGCUUCGUUCGGGCCAAAUAAGUCGGCUAAAGAUAUAGGAGAAGACGCUCUUGGGACGCCUGAAACCCCAAUUGAGAAUAUCCACCCUAUGCGCCAUGCUCGCCCUACCACAAUCCAGUUAUUCGUUGAUUCGAUAGCAAAAGUGACACGUACGGGUAGAAGCAAUGAGGACAUUACAGCAAAGGUCGCAAUCUCGCCAAACACAAUUAUAACCCAACUUGCCCUGCAGAAACUUUCAGCAGAGGUCACAGAGCACAAGAAUGUAAAGAACGUAUUCAACAUUCCCGAGUUUAUGACUAGCAUGGAAAAACGUCAAAAAAAGGCAGGCUUGUACCUUUUCAUUUUUAUUGACUUGCAAGCUGUCGAUUUCGAUAGCUUUUGGUUGGUCACUACUUACAAUCGCCGCGGUGGUCAUAUGAGCAAUAAAAACAGUCGCUAA